This is a messenger RNA of Betta splendens (Siamese fighting fish), 5047 nucleotides long. It is a transcript of the gene ntrk2b, whose product is annotated as neurotrophic tyrosine kinase, receptor, type 2b. Gene Ontology annotation, molecular function: brain-derived neurotrophic factor receptor activity; brain-derived neurotrophic factor binding; ATP binding. The record is from RefSeq and is a predicted model, not a curated record. Gene Ontology annotation, biological process: multicellular organism development; protein phosphorylation; cellular response to brain-derived neurotrophic factor stimulus. The transcript has 18 exons. Bases 16 to 2397 code for a protein of 793 amino acids. Gene Ontology annotation, cellular component: axon; plasma membrane; signaling receptor complex. NCBI's taxonomy places the organism in Eukaryota, Metazoa, Chordata, Actinopteri, Anabantiformes, Osphronemidae.
AUCACUGUACCUGCGAUGGACUCCAGCGCGGGGGGAUAUGGCAUGGCUCGUCUUGGAUUGUUUUUGGUUUUGAUGGGGCUGUGGAGAUUCACCGACGCCUGCCCCGACUCGUGCACUUGCACCAUCUCAAGGAUUGUUUGUAUUGAUUCCGUGCCGGGGAUCGAGGAUUUCCCCGUCCUCGCGCUAGAUGACACGGAAAACAUCACCGAUAUAUACAUUUCUAACCAAAAUAGACUGUUUGAAAUCAACAACAACAGUUUGAUUCACUACAUAAACCUCAGAAACCUGACCGUGACUAAGACAAGACUGGCGUCUAUAUCGUCCAAUGCCUUUUCCAACAACAAGGCCCUUCAAUAUGUGAACCUCCGAGAUAACAAUCUGUCGACACUGUCAUGGAAAACCUUCGAGAACUUCAACGCUUCUUAUCCACUCAUCCUGUCUGGAAACCCUCUGGAUUGUGUUUGCGAUAACUUGUGGAUUAAACUGAGGCUCCAGGAAGAGGCCGACGGUCAAGAGCUGAAAUGUAUAGAUGAGAGACGAGCGAUAAAGUCCUUCGCUGCACUCACCCCUCCAGACUGUGUGGUUCCCAAAGUGGAGGUCACCCCGAGGACCGUGACCAGGAUGCAGGGCAGCAACGUGAAGGCCGUGUGCAGCGCCUCGGGCUCCCCGCGUCCCGACAUCCGCUGGAACCUGGGCACCAUCUCCACCCCCAACAAGACGGAGCCGCUGGAGGCGGGCAGCAGGCUCGUGCUGUCCGGCCUGUCCCCGGACGACAACGGCAGGGUGAUCGUGUGCAGCGCCGAGAACAUGGUCGGGCAGAUGGAGGCCACGCUUCUGCUCAACGUUCUCUUUCCCCCCACCAUCCAGCAGCUGCUGGGCCCCGAGCAGGACCACCACUGGUGCAUCCCGUUCAGCGUGACGGGGAACCCCAAGCCGGAGCUGCGCUGGUUCCACGAGAACAUGCCUCUCCAGGAGCAGGACUACAUCCGCACCAUGAUCCACCUGUCCACGGAGAGCGAGGACCACGGCUGCCUGCAGCUGGUCAACCCCACGCACAUUCACAACGGCAUGUACAGGCUGGUGGCCAAGAACAUGUACGGCUGGGACGCCAAGAACGUCACCGCCCUGUUCAUCGACCCGCCCGACAACCACACAGAUGACAUGUUCUACUACUACACCACCGACCCACCGCUCCCUCCGCUGGAUGACAGCGUCGCAGUCUAUGUUGUUGUGGGAAUUGCAGGCAUUGCCUUAACCGGCUGCAUUCUGAUGGUGAUCAUUCUGAAAUACGGAAGAAACUCCAAGUUUGGGAUCAAAGGCUCCUCCUCAGUCAUCAGUAAUGACGAUGACUCUGCCAGCCCUCUUCAUCACGUCUCCAAUGGCAACAACACCCCGUCGUCCUCGGAGAUGGGUCCAGACGCGGUGAUCAUUGGGAUGACAAAGAUUCCUGUCAUUGAAAACCCACAGUACUUCCGUAACUCCGGCAGUAUGUUGAAAUCUGACACGUUUGUGCAGCACAUUAAGAGGCACAACAUCGUGCUGAAGCGGGAGCUGGGCGAAGGAGCCUUCGGGAAGGUUUUUCUUGCUGAGUGCUACAACCUGACCCCGGACCAGGAGAAGCUCCACGUGGCUGUCAAGACUCUAAAAGAGGCCAGCGAGAGCGGCCGCGCCGACUUCUACAGGGAGGCCGAGCUCCUGACCAACCUGCAACACGAACACAUCGUCACCUUCUACGGCGUGUGUGUGGAGAGCGACCCGCUCAUCAUGGUCUUUGAGUACAUGAAACACGGCGACCUAAAUAAGUUCCUCAGGUCCCAUGGUCCUGAUGCGGUGCUAAUGGCAGACGGUCAACACAGCAUCCUGGUGGAACUCACCCAGUCCCAGAUGCUGCACAUUGCCCAACAGAUUGCUGCUGGCAUGGUCUACCUGGCCUCCCAACACUUUGUCCACAGAGACUUGGCAACCAGGAACUGCCUGGUAGGAGAGAGCCUGCUGGUCAAGAUAGGGGACUUUGGCAUGUCCAGAGAUGUUUACAGCACAGACUACUACAGAGUGGGUGGCCAUACGAUGCUACCAAUCCGCUGGAUGCCUCCAGAAAGCAUCAUGUACCGGCGGUUCACCACAGAGAGCGACGUGUGGAGCCUCGGCGUGGUUCUGUGGGAGAUCUUCACGUACGGAAAGCAGCCGUGGUACCAGCUCUCCAACAAUGAGGUGAUCGAGUGCAUCACCCAGGGCCGUGUGCUGCAGCGGCCCCGUACCUGCCCCAAAGAGGUGUACGACCUGAUGCUGGGCUGCUGGCAGAGGGAGCCCUACAUGAGGCUGAACAUCAAGGAGAUCCACAGCAUGCUCCACAGCCUCGCCAAGGCCUCGCCGGUCUACCUGGACAUACUGGGCUGAGUGUGUGUGUGUGUGUGUGUGUGUGUGUGUGUGUGUGUGUGUGUGUGUGUGUGUGUGUGUGUGUGUGUGUGUGUGUACACAACCCGGCUGUAAAUGUUACUGUAAAUGUUAUGGUCCGCGUCCUCAUCACGUCAAGACAAGCCUUAAAUUCUGAGUGACUUGGUUUCGCGUUUUUAUUUUAUUUUUUCUCAUCAUGACUGCAGAUGUUACAGUACGUUCCAUGAAACACAGGAUUGUGUAACCAGACGCUCCACAUGCAGUGUGUACAAACGAGUGGAAGUCAAUAAUCAGACAUGUUGACUCCUGAGGCAUUCUCACAUCACGCUCUCAUGUUAUUUCAUGUUUAAUAUGUGCUGUGAGUGAACAAAAGGGAAACAUUGUGGCUCUAAACUGCAUAGUGUAAAGACACAAAGUUGUAGAUAAAACACAAAGCAACAUAUUCUACCAGAAGAUAAAACUACUCAGUGGAAGCUGAGGCUUUUAUUGCUUUUAUUUGUCCUGGGUAUUUGCAGAAUAUUAAGUAUCAUUUUCAUUUUUUUUAUUUUUUCCAAAACACAUUUGGAUUUUGACCUUAUGUGUAAAUCGUUAUAGAGGCUUGUGGCAAACCCCAUAUAAAUUGUGUUAUAUGAGAACUUCCCAAUGUAAAAUCAACGUGGAGUUUAAAAAACACAGGGGCAUACAGCAUUUUUCCAGUCUGUUCCAAAUAUUGCCACCUCCGUGUUAUGUUUGCUGUAAAUAUCUCUUCAUAUAUAAGUGGAAUUAGACAAAGUAGUGUACUCAUUUAAACGAGCUUUUCUCCUAAAGCACAGAGGACGUGGUGGUGGCGAGUGGUGCCUGUCUGAAAAAACACGAGCACAUGUUGCUUUGGUUUUGUUUCGUCAUUAAGCAGCGAUGUCCACGUCUGAGAGCGCUGUGGUCUCAUGAGCAUCUGUAAAGACUGACCGUUGCAACGCGCUGCUCACGAGCCCGUUUCAUUCAAGCUGGCUUAAACAUAUGGAGGAUUUCUUUGUUUUUAUUUUGUCUUUGUGAGUGAGCUGAUGCGUGUUGGUUAUUUUAUUUUUUUUUACACUGUGCUUUAAAUCUCCAAUAACACUACAUCGCAGGCUAAAAGACUGCAGUAGCAGGAUUAAUUAAGAGUCUGAUUGCCCCUAAAACGUCCCAGGGGUGCUUUCAUCUCUUUCAGAAGCCUCGCCCCAAGCAGUGAUGAAGCACAUUUCAGAGGACAUUGAAACAUAUUUUGAAAUGUGUUGUUAAAGUCAAUUUUCAAAUGAUAUUUAAAUAGCUCUGUUUUCCUGACAGUACAAAAAUAUUCCAAUAUUAAAGUGUGGUGAUACGACCUAGUCAAAUCUGUGUUAAUCUGCGCAACAACGGUGGCGAUUUGUUCUUCGUGUAAAGCAGUGAGGCCCGUUGCUCGGACAUGUUGAGUGCACUUUGAUUGAUUGCGUCAAUUAAGCACCACCCUAAUGCACAACUUGACCGCUCUCCACCUCGACCUCACCUGCACUAAAUAACAAAAACCUAAACGUUUCCCAGUUUCUAUGUCAGCUGCGACUGAAGCAACUUUAAAACAAUGUCCAAAAAGAAAAAGACAGUUUUUGUGUCCCUCAAUGUUUUAUUACAGCAUUUGUUAGUUUUGUAUAAUCGUCAUGUGUCUGCUGUAUAUAUAUAUAUCGCUGUCCAUUCUGUACAGUUCUGAUAUUUGUCUAUAUGAAUAGUAAGCUACGUUUAAUAGUAUAUUCUGUUAAAGCAGGUAUCAUGUCAAAACUGUGUGAUAUCUAUUGAAGACAAUGUGUCAUGGGCCACUGGCAAUACAUACUAUAUGUAAAUAUGAUUUAAAUUGUGCUACAUUGUAUAAUUUAUUUGUGCUUGUUCAUAAUACCAGUGAGAAUACAAUCUUUUUUUGGCAACUUUUGAUCUGCAGAGGACUUGCUUUGAACAUUUUUUUCUCUGAAGAAGAAAAAAAAAAAGAUCUGUUCUUUCCUCUCCACUGUGAUGGGGAGUUUACAAACAGAGGCCGUUUGAGAUGAUGUCUGUCUCUAGGAGGAUCACAGACUCUGAUUCAACAUCACAGUCUCUAUGAGCCGACGGGUGUCCUAGCAGCCGCGUGGCCGACGGAGGUCAAAGGUCGCGCCUCCUUGCCAACCCCACUGCUCAACCUCUGUCUGACUGUAGCCUAUUUUGAUCCUCUUUCAGAUGAAUAACUGUGACUUUGCAUCAUGAAUAGUAUAUUAUUUUGAAUGUAAUCUAGGAGGGUUGGGACCUUUUUUGAAUGUAAUCUAAUGUGGGGGGGAGAGGGUUGAUGAUUUUUUUUGUAAAUAGAUGUAUGGUAAAAGAAAAAAAAAGAUUUUCAUUUUUGUGCAGAUUACAAAUUUUACUUACAGUGUGAAUACGAAGAAUGUGAAUGUGUCUGAGAUAUUGUAUGCAAUGUAUGCAGGUGUGUGUGUGUGUGUGUGUGUGUGUGUGUGUGUGUGUGUGUGUGUGUGUGUGUGUGUGUGUGAGCACUCUCUCCUGGCAGAUUUAAUCCUGCUUAAUCAGCCAGUUCUAUCAAUCAAUUCAAUGCUUUGUGCAUCAUGUGAGUAGCUUAUCCACAAUUAAUGGAAAUGUUCCUUGUGAUACUGUGCAUUUAAUAAAGGUGGUAUGUCUUACAAUA